Molecule: messenger RNA, 318 nt
Organism: Molossus molossus (Pallas's mastiff bat)
Lineage: Eukaryota; Metazoa; Chordata; Mammalia; Chiroptera; Molossidae
Product: ubiquitin-conjugating enzyme E2 variant 1-like
Exons: 2
Coding region: 1-318 (105 amino acids)
Source: RefSeq, a predicted model, not a curated record
AUGGCAGCCACCCUGGGCUCGGGAGUAAAAGUCCCUCGCAAUUUUCGACUGUUGGAAGAACUCGAAGAAGGCCAGGAAGAUGUAGGAGAUGGCACAGUUAGCUGGGGUCUAGAAGAUGAUGAAGACAUGACACUUACAAGAUGGACAGGGAUGAUAACUGGGCCUCCAAGGGUGGACCCAAGAGCCAUAUCAGUGCUAGAAAAAUGGCAGAAUUCAUAUAGCAUCAAAGUUGUCCUGCAGGAGCUUCGGCGCCUAAUGGUGUCUAAAGAAAAUAUGGAACUUCCUCAGCCACCUGAAGGACAGUGUUACAGCAAUUAA